Drosophila novamexicana is the source of this 632-nucleotide messenger RNA. RefSeq names its product succinate dehydrogenase assembly factor 4, mitochondrial. Bases 128 to 490 code for a protein of 120 amino acids. NCBI's taxonomy places the organism in Eukaryota, Metazoa, Arthropoda, Insecta, Diptera, Drosophilidae. The transcript is spliced from 2 exons. Gene Ontology annotation, cellular component: mitochondrion. The record is from RefSeq and is a predicted model, not a curated record. Gene Ontology annotation, biological process: mitochondrial respiratory chain complex II assembly.
AUGUCACAUUUAAUAUAAAACAUACACUGAUUUAAAUUCAUCGAGUAUAUACAAAUAUUCCUAAGCCAAAAAAAAAGAAUAUUGUUGCAAAUUAUCUAAGCAGUUAAUUGCCGCUAUAAUCAUAAAAAUGAUUCGGUGUCUUGGCCGCCAAAAAUGGCUUUCAAAAGCUUUAGUUCGCUCUUGUGGGGCAGCAGUGAUCGAGACUGAAUCUAAUCAAACAAAGAUCUCCAUGGAGCAAACGAAAGGCACUAAAAUAAAAGACGAAUCCAAGCCUAGCGAACGCUAUUUAAAAUUCAAGGAGAAACUGCGAUCCAGCGCACCCGUUAUAGCCGUACCAAAAGGAAUGCCACAUCCGGCUCAUGAAAAGGAGCCACUGAUGCCGUGGCCAAACAAUACCAAUCCGUACACAGGUGAAAUUGGUGGACCGCGCGGACCAGAGCCCACGCGCUAUGGUGACUGGGAAAGCAAGGGCCGGGUUACAGAUUUCUAAAAAUGUUAAACAUCUUACGGAACGGUAGCCGGGAGAUUGUUCAACCUUUAUCAUUGUUGUUUGCUGUUCUGCGAAGGCAUUACAUAAAUUUCAGUCUUGUGGUUUUCAGAAUUUAUGUUGCACCAACAAUAAAAUAUAAAUU